Molecule: messenger RNA, 1710 nt
Organism: Danio rerio (zebrafish)
Lineage: Eukaryota; Metazoa; Chordata; Actinopteri; Cypriniformes; Danionidae
Gene: p2rx3a
Product: purinergic receptor P2X, ligand-gated ion channel, 3a
Biological process (GO): monoatomic ion transport; monoatomic cation transmembrane transport; excitatory postsynaptic potential
Cellular component (GO): plasma membrane; membrane; postsynapse
Molecular function (GO): extracellularly ATP-gated monoatomic cation channel activity; ATP binding; monoatomic ion channel activity
Source: RefSeq, marked validated
GAGCGUGUUGGUUCAUCAAGAAACAUCUCAAGAUUUUCUUCAGAUUACACUUGUUAGCGUUAAGCUACACAAACUUCUACUAUGGCUCCCAGAGUGCUGGGCUUCAUCAAAGGGUUCUUCGUCUAUGAAACCGCCAAGUCUGUAGUAGUGAAGAGCUGGUCUGUUGGAAUAAUCAACCGGGUCGUUCAGCUGUUAAUUAUUUUGUAUUUCAUCUGUUGGGUGUUUAUGCAUGAAAAAGCGCAUCAGCUCCGCGACACAGGAAUUGAGUCUGCGGUCAUGACUAAAGUGAAGGGUUUGGGUAACUUUAACGACCGUGUGAUGGACGUAGCAGACUAUGUCAUUCCAUCACAGGGAGCCUCAUCAUUCUCUAUCAUUACCAACAUGGUCGUCACAGCCAAUCAGACGCAAGGAUACUGUCCUGAGAUCGAAAAAAAGUUUAGUUGCACUUCUGAUGGUGACUGUGAGAAAAAAAUUGGCUUAAAUAUUGGAAAUGGUAUGAUAACAGGCAAAUGCUUGAAUGAUAAUGGAACAAGUAAUGAUACAUGGCGUUGUGAAAUUCAAGGCUGGUGCCCAGCAGAAGACGACACCAUUUCUGGAAAGCCAAUGCACGAGGUGGAGAAUUUCACCAUAUUCAUCAAGAACAGCAUUCGCUUCCCUCUCUUUGGUGUCGCUCGUGGUAAUUUCCCUUCAAGCUUAAACAGGUCUUACAUUCAGUCCUGUAACUAUGACCCAGUGCGCCAUCCGUUCUGUCCCAUCUUUAAAGUGGGAGAUAUCCUGAAACACCUCAACCAAAGUCUGGAAAAUAUUACAAAGAUUGGAGGAGAGAUUGGAAUUAACAUCAAUUGGAAGUGUAAUCUGGACUAUGAUGAGGAGAACUGCAAUCCCAAGUACUUCUUCACACGCUUGGAUGCUGCUUUUGAACACAGCAGUGUUUCUAAAGGAUAUAACUUUAGGUUUGCUAAAUACUAUCAAUCGGAAGAUGGGACUGAGUAUCGAACGCUUCAUAAAGCUUAUGCCAUCCGCUUUGAAAUAAUCGUGUCUGGCAAUGCAGGCAAGUUUAAUGUGGUGCCAUUUCUGAUUAAUUUGGUUGCAGCAUUUACUUCAGUGGGAUUGGCUACAGUAUUCUGUGACAUCAUCCUUCUGAACUUUCAUAAAGGAGCAGAUGAGUACAAAGCAAAGAAAUUUGAAGAGGUAUCAGGCUUUGUGCCUGAGUCUGGAAGCAACAUACUCUACAAGGGCAGCCAGGUGUCGAUCAAAGCACUGGAGAAGAACUCUAAUGACUCGGGGACUUUUUCUAUUGGGCGUCAGGAGUGAGUCAUGUAGUCUGUCAAAUCAAUGAGACUUUCAAACAACAUUACUGCUUAUGGAUUUUUAUGCACUUGCAAUUUCUUAAGGUGGAAGUUUCAAAUGUUUUAUUCUGAUUUUAAGUUUGUCAAACAUUUGAGCUGGAUUUGUCAAUAAGUAAUGACAUCAUUCAGGUAAUACCAAACAAGAAAGCACACAUACAGUAGAUAUUUACAUUAUUAAGUCAAAGAGAUAAAAUCACUAUACAAAUAUUGCACAUGUAAAAUCACAUUUUAUUUUCUGAUGACAUUCAGGGUAACACUUUAUAACAGUCCUUUUUACAUAAACUUAGUAAUAACAAUAGCUAUGUAUCAUUACAAGAAAAUAGAAACAAUCCCUCAACAAUCAAACAGAAACAAUCCCUCA